GACCCGCCGCCGCUGGCGCUCGCGGGGACUGCCAGGCUCCGCGCGGUCCCCAGCCCCGCGCCUGCCGCGUCCGCGCCGCACAGUUGCCCAUGGCUGACCUGAGCUUCAUCGAGGAUGCAGUCGCCUUCCCCGAGAAGGAGGAAGACGAGGAGGAGGAGGAAGAGGGCGUGGAGUGGGGUUACGAGGAAGGUGUUGAGUGGGGCUUGGUGUUUCCCGAUGCUAACGGGGAGUACCAGUCUCCCAUCAACCUGAACUCCAGAGAAGCCAGGUACGACCCCUCGCUGCUGGAUGUCCGCCUGUCUCCAAAUUACGUGGUCUGCCGGGACUGUGAAGUCACCAACGAUGGACACACCAUUCAAGUUAUCCUGAAGUCAAAAUCAGUUCUGUCAGGAGGACCGCUGCCUCAGGGACACGAGUUUGAACUCUAUGAAGUUAGAUUUCACUGGGGAAGAGAAAACCAGCGUGGCUCUGAGCACACGGUUAAUUUCAAAGCUUUUCCCAUGGAGCUCCACCUGAUCCACUGGAACUCCACGCUCUUUGGCAGCAUCGACGAGGCGGUUGGGAAGCCGCACGGCAUUGCCAUCAUUGCGCUGUUCGUCCAGAUAGGGAAGGAGCAUGUUGGCUUGAAGGCAGUGACUGAGAUACUCCAGGAUAUCCAGUAUAAGGGAAAAUCCAAAACAAUACCCUGCUUUAAUCCUAACACUUUGUUACCAGACCCUCUUCUGCGGGAUUACUGGGUCUACGAAGGCUCCCUUACUAUCCCACCUUGCAGUGAAGGAGUUACCUGGAUAUUAUUCCGAUACCCUUUAACUAUAUCCCAGUUGCAGCACAAUGACACAGGAAAUAGAAAUCAAAGUAAAUCUGCUAGAUUGGAUGGCCAUAGGAACUUGGGAUCUCGGAUAGAAGAAUUCCGAAGGCUGAGAACACACGUUAAGGGGGCAGAACUUGUAGAAGGCUGUGAUGGGAUUUUGGGAGACAAUUUCCGACCUACCCAGCCCCUGAGUGACAGAGUCAUUCGAGCCGCAUUUCAGUAGCCAGAAAGACUAUGAUCAAACCCAUCUGCAUCAGGGAGGAAGACAGUGGUCCUAUGGAGCCCUUGGAUGAGGCGUGGAACUUCUUGAGUGGCAGCUUCCUUUUAACCCUCAAGCCUGCAUUGUCUUCCGCUUCUCCAGCUUGGAUGGAUAUCUGUGACCAUUGUCUGCACACAUGCUGUUCUGAAAUAUUAGAAGUGGCUGUUGACUGGAAAGGAACUCAGCGUGUGAGCACGCCACAGCUGCUGAUAUUCAGACUUUGCACAUACUGCUUUUUGCUGAUGUAUAGAAAGAGUAACAGUAGUUUUCAGACCUAUUGAUAUGACUGUGUUGUAUAUCAAUAUGAGACAAAAGAAACCCUCCACAUUUCCAGAGCCAAGUUGUUCAUUUUCUGUCUGUAUUAGAAAAUACGCUCAUCCCCAGCCUAGUGUAAUUCUUGAUAAUAAAAAGAGUUUUGAUUCACAACAGCCUAGAACUCCAAAAUACAACAUGAAAGAGUCAUAAAAAUUA
This is a messenger RNA of Peromyscus leucopus (white-footed mouse), 1541 nucleotides long. It is a transcript of the gene Ca8, whose product is annotated as carbonic anhydrase 8. The transcript is spliced from 10 exons. Lineage: Eukaryota; Metazoa; Chordata; Mammalia; Rodentia; Cricetidae. The coding region runs from base 90 to 1034 and encodes 314 amino acids. The record is from RefSeq and is a predicted model, not a curated record. Gene Ontology annotation, molecular function: carbonate dehydratase activity; zinc ion binding.